This is a messenger RNA of Raphanus sativus (radish), 2494 nucleotides long. RefSeq names its product receptor-like cytoplasmic kinase 1. The transcript has 6 exons. Gene Ontology annotation, biological process: protein phosphorylation. Bases 1243 to 2091 code for a protein of 282 amino acids. The record is from RefSeq and is a predicted model, not a curated record. Gene Ontology annotation, molecular function: ATP binding; protein kinase activity. NCBI's taxonomy places the organism in Eukaryota, Viridiplantae, Streptophyta, Magnoliopsida, Brassicales, Brassicaceae.
GAGCCGACGGAAAUAAACUUUUACACUUGGCUCUCUCAAGAAAACACAAAAACAAAUCCGAGUUUUAGGGUUUCUUUUCCUCAAAAAUUUGAUUUCUUCGUUACUUCUCUGUCGAUUCGUUUCUCUCCCAUUCUUUGAUUUCGAAUCCGAAAAACUAGGGUUUAAGCAAUGGCGACAGCUACAAGUCAGGGUCGUGAUCCGCUGUUCGUGUCUUCUUCCUCCUCCUCAUCAAAAUCUGUUCGCGCGGCAGCGAUAAGGAUUAGGUUUGCGGAUAUCAUUGUUAAGUCGAGUAGUAACAAGUCUGAGGCAAUGCUGAAGAUCAGAAGAGAGAAGCAGCUUCAAGAAGAAAAAGCAAGAAUGAAAAUCAGACAAGAGGCAAGGCUUGCGGUGCUGAAGGUUGAAGAAGAAGAAGCAAGAUCCGAUUGUAGAUCUUAGGAAUGACAAACUGUUCUUGAUUGACCACCAUGUUACAAGUGCUCAGAUAUUCAAAGGAAUCAGAGGAAAUCAUUCUUGCAUAGCAGACAUGAAUAUCGUAAACAAGACUUUAGGUUGUGUAUCGGUUUAUAAAUGCGAGAGUUCCGGCUACGGAACCAAUGAUCAUACAGAUGUAUAAAGAAGAGUUUGGUGAUGCAUCAGAGCUUACACAAGCACCAGCUGUCGGAUAGCAACUAAUUAAGAUGAGUUGGUCGCGAUUCGAGUGUUGUGGUGGUAGGACUAAAGUUCGGGUAGUUCCAUGCAAGUCUGGAACAGAGUUCUUUUGGUGGAGCGUACGUUUUGUAUAGAGAAAGUUUGUGAAAGCGCCAAUGAUAUAAGAGAGACGAAGCAAGCAACAUCUAAGAUGAGAAGGAGAUAAGAGUGUGAACCAUUGCUGAUGAGUUCUGAUCUGGUGUUUAAUAAGACACUGGACCUGUAACGUUUGUUUAUAUAGACGGUAGGAGUGAAGACCUUAUAAGCUAUGGAGUUGGAUACAGUGCAACAAUGAAGGAAAUAAGGAAAACAGCUGUAACGAUGACGCCAUAUGAUGAGUUGACUGCUUAGAUAAAAAAAGUCACACUGACGAUGUGAAGUAGUGUUUUACUGUGAAACAGUGUCUGUGGGUAGAGCAUGUGGACAGUGCAAUCUUUCGUCGGUUGACUGACUGGAAGUGGCGUCUCUGAUAUUAGUAUGCAUCCUUCCAAUUAAAUUCCUUUUGAUAUAAUAGAAGAGCAGUUGUAAUCAUGAGCUGUUUCGGUUGGUGUGGGUAUGGUGAUGGUUUCCGUAAUGCUGAUGAUACUAGACCAAUGCCAACUCACGUCCCUGCUGGUAUCUCUCCACUUCCUAAUAUCAUUACUCCCCACUCCUUUUUGGCUUCAUGUGUGUAUUAUUUUUGAUUUUCCUAAAGGUGACAGUGGAAGCCACUAUCUAAGAUCUGAUCCACCCAUGAAUCAGCCUGUUGUUCAUAUGGAGCCUAUUUCUGUACCAGCCAUUCCUGCUGAUGAGCUGAGUGAUGUAACCGAUAACUACGGUUCCAAGGCCUUGAUCGGUGAGGGCUCUUAUGGAAGGGUGUUUCACGGUGUAACAUCUGCUAUCAAUAAACUUGAUUCUAGCAAGCAGCCUGACCAAGAAUUUCUUUCCCAGAUAUCAAUGGUUUCGAGAUUGCGACACGAGAAUGGUAUUGCACUUGUGGGUUAUAUUGUUGAUGGCCCUUUUCGUGUUCUUGCUUAUGAGUAUGCUCCUAACGGAUCUCUUCAUGAUGUCCUUCAUGGCCGAAAAGGUGUGAAAGGAGCGCUGCGAGGUCCUGUUAUGACGUGGCAACAGAGAGUCAAAAUCGCUGUUGGUGCAGCCAGAGGACUCAAGUACUUGCACGAGAAGGUCAACCCUCAGGUUAACCACCGAGACAUCAAAUCCAGCAACGUGCUUCUCUUUGAUGAUGAUGUUGCCAAGAUUGGUGAUUUCGAUCUCUCUAAUCAAGCGCCUGACAUGGCUAAUCUAACUAAUACUAUCCAGACCAGACGACAUGUCUGGCUCGUCAAUCAGUCCAACAACACUCGUUCUUUGACUAACUCAACUCAGACGGUAGGACAUGAUGGUAUACUAGAUCCUUGUAACUAAAGCCACAUAGGGUUUUAAACUUUUAGUUUUUCUUCUUUUUAAUGUGCAAUUCUCCUAAAUACUGUAUAUUAUUUUCAAGUUUUUGUCACAAAAAAAAUCCUAAAAAAGAAUGGUUAAAAAAAAAAUCCUAAGGAAGAAAAUGACUAAAAUUAGGGGUGGACAUUUCGGUUUAGUUUCGGGUUCGGUUUGGUUUGGAUAAUUUGGGUUUUAUAAAACUCAAACCAAUUAAAACCAAAGUAGCUUUGGUUUGGGUUCGGUUUGGGUUUAAUUCGGUUCGGUUCAGUUCGGUUUGGUUAGAUUUAGUUCGGUUUACAUUAUUAUGGUCUAGUUUGGUUUGAUGUAGUUCGGGUUGGUUAUAAAACAUGAAGGCAUUAGUUUUAUACUUUUAUUAAAAAAAUAAUCA